This is a messenger RNA of Salvia hispanica, 1027 nucleotides long. RefSeq names its product Mitochondrial import inner membrane translocase subunit Tim17/Tim22/Tim23 family protein. The record is from RefSeq and is a predicted model, not a curated record. NCBI's taxonomy places the organism in Eukaryota, Viridiplantae, Streptophyta, Magnoliopsida, Lamiales, Lamiaceae. Gene Ontology annotation, cellular component: mitochondrion. Gene Ontology annotation, biological process: mitochondrial respiratory chain complex I assembly.
CUUUCUUCUCUUCUCAUCGGCCGACCUUCACUCUCUUCCUUCUUCGAUUUCCGGCGAAAGUCUCUCAGUUUUUUUAACUCUUUUUCCUCAAUUCCAUCGAAGACUCUUCAAUCAAGGGUUUGAUUAGGGUUUUAGCGUUCUGAUUUAGAUCCAUUCAGCUACAAUGGAAGCUCCUGCGAAAGAAGAAGAGAUCGUCUCUGAUAGGACUGGAAAACUGGCUGGCACUGUCAACUGGGGUACUGCCACGGUUGUUGGAGUAUUUGCCGGCAUGUUGUUUGGAGGUAGCAAAGCGGCUUCCGAGUCUGUGAGCAAGGAUGCAGAAGUAAUGUUGAAGCUUGGGAGCACACCGGAUAAGCGUGAACAGUAUCGACUCAUGAGGGAUGCAAUGGAGAAGAGAUUUAUUACAGUUGCUCGUGGUUCCAUAGUCGGUGGAAUUCGACUGGGGAUGUUCACUGCUGCCUUCUACGGUUUGCAGAAUCUUCUUGCUGAGAAACGAGGUGUCAUUGAUGUUUAUAAUGUAGUUGGAGCUGGUUCUGCUACUGCUUCUACGUUUGGUUUAAUCUUGCCGGGUUCCUUACGUUGGCGCUUAAGGAAUGCAAUGGUGGGCUCACUUUUGGGUGCAACGAUCUGCUUCCCACUCGGUUGGCUUCAUUUGAAGCUUGUGGCGAAAGCAAAUGGAGGGAAAUUGACUACUAGUAACGAGGAAGCGAAGAGUGGUAUUGCUGCUGCCGUUGAGAGGCUUGAAGGAAACUUAGAAAAGAGGGCCUGAUCAUCAUCUUGCAACGUCUGAAGUUAGCAGUGGUGCUCUUGAGCACACGUGGAUUUUUUUCUCUCCUAGAAGCAAGGUGGCUAAUUUCGACAAUUUGUCAAACACUCCUUUCCGGGUGAUCGGCUGGAGAAGAGCGAAUAAUAGAGAAAGUGUGGUAGUGUAUUGUAUUUGAGGCGCAUCCUAGCUUUAGACAUGAUGUUGUUAACAGUAUACCUAUACACAUAUUUGAAAUGGAAUGAAUUUUCAUUAUAUGUACAA